AUGGUUGUCUCAGAUCUAAUUGAGAGAAAGGUAUGGUUGGGGAAUGGGCGACUGGAUGGCAAUCAGUGGCAAUGUAGGCAAUACCUGUACUCCUCUUUACUCAAAUUGAUGAGAAUAUUGGAGUCGCUCUCUCGCAUCACUUUGAAGGCGGCGCUGAUCGAGUCCAGUGGCCCAAAGCGUGUAGUGGACGGUUUGAGUGACAUCGGCUGCGUUAUGCUAGAUCAGCGCUCAGACAUCGGAGCACUUGUCCCUUACAGGUGUCGUUCAGUGCGAACACAUCGAAACACCACUCGUCCACUCCCUGUCCAAAACAUAACAUUCCGUUUAGACAUAACACGGAAUGAGUUCUUCAUAUCAUUCACAUCCGGCUCUACCGGACAUACCUUUAAGAGCAGAGCGGCGUCGGGCGGGAUAUGUAGUGCUGUGGCACCGGCCAGACGACGUCUUUUUUGUGAGUUAUUACUGCGAGUGAAAGUGGAGGCCAACCACUCCCUGACCUCAUUUGGCACGGCAUCGGGUUGUACUUCCGAGAGCUCGUCGUCCUCAUCCAAUAGACGCCUUCAAUGCAUUCAAUCUAAUUGGUUUCAUAAAAUAAUUAUAACGGCAUUCCAGUUUUAUGCUUCCACUCGAAAUCCCAGCAAAAGCUUUAACCUUCACUACAAAUGGACCAAACUUUUGAUGGAAGAGUUCUUUAGACAGGGAGAUAUGGAGAAAGAGCUCGGACUGCCUUAUUCACCCUUAUGUGACCGCAACACUACUUUAAUACCACAGUCGCAAAUAGGUAGGCGCUAUUAUAGAUCGGGCCGACAAUGGAAUUGUGUGGAGAUCUCGUCGAUCGAGUCAUUAAACACAUAA
Molecule: messenger RNA, 855 nt
Organism: Oppiella nova
Lineage: Eukaryota; Metazoa; Arthropoda; Arachnida; Sarcoptiformes; Oppiidae
Source: the annotation of a GenBank genome assembly